AUGUCUGACAUGGAGAUGGCCGAACGCGAUAACCACGAGGAACUUGGGCGAAAGCCCAUUCUCCAGCAUGAUCCUGGCCAUGACGAGAACGGCGGCUUACACACAAUGGUCGAAGGCGCUGUUCGAUUGGUCACAAUGCUUAAUUUUAUGAAGGUGGAGCUUGGCGAGUACAAGUCCCUUAAGUCCAAAGAACAAUGGCGUUCCAUUGGCGUCGAGUUUCUCGCCACACUUCUGUUCGUUUACCUGGGUUGUGGUUCUGUCGUUGCAUCAGGGGUCCUCGAAACGGAGCUGACAUCCGCAAGACUCACUGCGAUCGCUCUGGCUCAUGGAUUAGCUAUUACCUUUCUCGUGGCAAGCACCGGUGCAAUCUCUGGAGGCCACAUCAACCCAGUAGUUACCCUUGCCUUCGUAGUUGCUGGAAAAGAAAAUAUCAUCAGAGGAUCUCUAUACAUCGCUGCUCAGCUGGUUGGGGGAAUCUGCGGAGCUGCCCUGUUAGGGGCUUCCAUCCCUGCAGCAGACCUGGGUCACCUGGGCACCCACAGUCUUGGCCACGGAACAUCCGUGGGCAAUGCCUUCCUGAUGGAACUGAUGCUAACCUUCACUCUGGUGUAUGUUAUCUUUGGUGUUGCUGUGGACCGACGAGGACCAGGCGUUAUUGCACCCAUUCCAAUUGGACUUGUGGUUGUAGUAGAUCACUUGGUGGGAGUCCCAUUUACAGGUGCAUCCAUGAAUCCUGCUAGAAGCUUUGGGCCAGCUGUUGUAUCAGGGAUUUGGCCACAAGAACACUGGGUAUACUGGGUGGCGCCCAGCCUGGGAUCAGCACUAGCAGCUGUCAUCUACAGGUACAUUAUAAUGGGUACAACUUACAAACCGCCAGAAGCAGCAGCGAUGAUCACACCCGCACCUGGAAGGAAGUCCAUGUCAGCUGCAAUCUGA
Molecule: messenger RNA, 936 nt
Organism: Closterium sp. Yama58-4
Lineage: Eukaryota; Viridiplantae; Streptophyta; Zygnematophyceae; Desmidiales; Closteriaceae
Source: the annotation of a GenBank genome assembly